Molecule: messenger RNA, 1344 nt
Organism: Drosophila willistoni
Lineage: Eukaryota; Metazoa; Arthropoda; Insecta; Diptera; Drosophilidae
Product: odorant receptor 65a
Exons: 5
Coding region: 1-1344 (447 amino acids)
Biological process (GO): detection of chemical stimulus involved in sensory perception of smell; sensory perception of smell
Cellular component (GO): plasma membrane
Molecular function (GO): olfactory receptor activity; odorant binding
Source: RefSeq, a predicted model, not a curated record
AUGGCAGUUCCAUCAAGUGAUGGCAUUAUUGUCCGACUUUGGGAGCAAUAUAAUGUCGGUUGGCGACUGUACAAGAAUCUAGAACAAAUACCUAGGCAUAUGACGCCAUAUUACUCACGGGAGCAAAUGAAAAUUAUGGGGAACUAUGCCAAUGCCGAAGAACGCCUUUUGACCCGUCGGCGAGUGUGGCAAGUUUUUCUUUUAGUCAAAUUGACAAUGUUUAUUGUGCCCACGGUUAUUGGCUUAACCGAAUCAUUAGAUAGCAUCGUCGAGUUUAGCGAAGAUGCUUUGUGGACAAUAUCGGCCCUCUAUGUGUUCGCCCGGUGGGCAUUUUACUAUUUGAAAGCCGAUCAAGUUGACGAAAUAGUCGAUGCAUUAGAGGAAUGCCAUCAUGAGUGGAAUGUAGGUCCCAAUUCUGAGGAAACGCAAUCACUCAGACGUUGGUACUAUCACAUAGAAACCGGUCUGAGUGUUUGUUGGCAUAUUGGGCUGAUGUUUCUAAUGGCCUUACUCAUUUUGGCACCCGUGUGGACAAGUCAACAAUUGCCCUUUCAUGCUGUCUAUCCCUUUAAUUUGCAUAAUCCAGAGGAGCAUCCAAUUUCAUAUAUAUUAAUCUAUAUAUCACAAUCGUGUUGUGUGAUCUAUUUCCUGCCGUGGCUACUUCUAACCGAGUUUCUAUCCUGCCAUUGUUUCUUUCAAUUGGCAGCCAACUUGAAAAUACUUUGCAUUCAAUUAAGAAAUCUCAAUCAGUUCACCGGACACGGAGACAAUGAGCAAAUCGUUGCCAUGGAAUUGAAAAAAUUGAUUGAAUUUCAUCAGAAGAUUAUGCACAUUGUUGAUCGCGUUAAUGAUGUGUUCUAUAAUCCUUUACUUACAUUUUUGUUGGCUAAUUUCAUUUUGUUACUUUUGUGCACUUUUGCGGCUCUUGCGGCUAGACAUCAACCACUUGUGGCCGGUAGAUUUAUCAUGACCAUGCCCAUAGUCUUUGGUGCUCUAAUAUAUUGGUCGAAAUGUGGUGAUUUAGUUACGCAAACAUCUCAGGAUGUUGCUGCGGCUGCUUUUGAGGCCUACGAUUGUCCUCUAUGGGUUACCAGAUCAAGCAUCAUUCAACGAGAUCUUAUGUUUCUCAUUCAGCGUGCCCAGAAGCCAUUGACUAUUGGAGCUAGGGCUCCAUUGCCUGCCUUCAAUUUGGUCACUUGCAUGGCUGUAAGUAGUGCGACCCCAAAAGGUCGACACCAGCACCAGCAGCAGCAGCAGCAGCAGCAGCAUAAGCAUAAGCAGAGACAGACCAAAACCGAGAGCGAGACCGAGACCCAGACCCAUAGUGAAGUCCGGUUCAGUUGA